CUGUGAGGUACAUAACUGCCCCUAUACUUAUUAUACUCUUUGGGUAACUGGAUGUCAAAAUCAGCUGUGCUGUGUGUGUGUGACAAUACAAAGAGUAUUAUAGUAUUAUUGUAUUCAGUAUUGUUAUUUGCGAUUUUGUGGUGCUGGUAAUGAUACCUACAAUAAUUGCUUUAAUUAUUAUAAUUUGAUAAAAAAAGAUAUCCAGACAUGUCUAAAGUGCUGAUAAUAAGACAUUUACCAGCUGCACUAUCUUUUGAAGAUAAAGAACAACUCUUAAAACAUUUUGGUGCGGAAAAUGUUUGGGAAACAAGAUCGAAACACAUCCAACUGCCUCCACCGCUACCAAGUGAAACAGAGUCUGAGAUAUCCAGUGCAGAAGAUGAGCAUAAAGUAGAACCUAUCAGAAAACUAGUGACAAGGAAAAGAAAACUUCCAGUUCCAAAACCAAUACAUCCUAUCAAGCUCCAAGCAGUGCUGCCAGUCACAACUAAAACAAAGAAAACAAUGGUUCAUCAGGAAGAAGUAUUUGAAACAGUAACUCCUAUUCAAGAACCAAAGAAAAUCUUGUUGAAUGUUCAUCAAGAUGCUCUACAGAAACCCACCGAGGAACCUGAAGUUAUUGGAGAACUUGGGAAGUUCCAAAAAGAAGAUCCACCGGUUGAGGUUGAAGACAAACAGGAAGAAUCAGACCAGCCAGUCAUUACCAAAAAGGAACUAUUACGGAAUAGGAUAUCACUCAGGGAUAUGAAGAUAUUACCAGUUUUCAAAAAUUACCAUCCUGGGGAACCAUCAAUGAGACUGUACAUUAAAAAUUUAGCUAAGUCUGUGUCUGAAAAAGACUUAAUGAGUAUUUAUAAGAGAUAUGUUGAAAAAUUGACUGAUAAAGAAAUGACUGGUUUUGAUGUACGAGUCAUGCAAGAAGGUAGGAUGAAAGGACAAGCAUUUGUGACAUUCCCUUCUGUGCGUAUAGCAGAAACAGCACUGCAUGAAACUAAUGGCUACUUGCUAAAGGAAAAGCCAAUGGUUGUACAAUUUGCUAGAGCUGCCAAUAAAAAGACAAUAGAGUAAUAUUUUGUGUUUAUUAUUUUAGUUCAUCAGUAACAACAUAGUACAUUAUUUAC
This is a messenger RNA of Spodoptera litura, 1121 nucleotides long. RefSeq names its product RNA-binding region-containing protein 3. Gene Ontology annotation, cellular component: U12-type spliceosomal complex. The record is from RefSeq and is a predicted model, not a curated record. Gene Ontology annotation, molecular function: U12 snRNA binding; pre-mRNA intronic binding. Gene Ontology annotation, biological process: mRNA splicing, via spliceosome. NCBI's taxonomy places the organism in Eukaryota, Metazoa, Arthropoda, Insecta, Lepidoptera, Noctuidae.